Molecule: messenger RNA, 891 nt
Organism: Rotaria sp. Silwood2
Lineage: Eukaryota; Metazoa; Rotifera; Eurotatoria; Philodinida; Philodinidae
Source: the annotation of a GenBank genome assembly
AUGGCCAGAGUCGCAAAUGUAGGCAACCGUUCUCGCUUCACUGAUGUUUACAAUGAACCUGUUGAUCGCCUUUUAUCACCGAUAAAAGGAUAUCAAAGUAAGCCACUUGUUUCACUUAUGGAAGCAAUUCAGCUCGUAUCUGGAUUUUUCCAUGAAAUCGAAGAUAAUGUCAAAGUAGCAUUACAUAAUUGUCGAAAUCAGGUUGAUAAAUUAACACAACAAGAGUCAGCGUCAAUACAUUUGUAUACCAUGCAAUUUGACGAUGGUCCAAGUCUAUAUCAAGUACUUAAUGAAUCGUUACGUGCCGAAAAUCGUGAAGAUCUCAAGCCGUGGUUUAGUUAUCUUAAAUUACUUCUUACGGCACUCUACAAACUACCGUCGGAAAAAAAACGAGUAUGGCGCGGCAUCCGAAAUGUCGAUUUAAGUGAAAAAUAUAGAGUAAACACCGAGUUUGCCUGGUGGGGAGUGAGUUCUUGCACAGCUGACAUGCAAGUACUUGAAUCGAAUCAAUUCUUAGGAAAAGAAGGUUUGCGAACAUUAUUUUCGAUUGAUUGCAUCAAUGGUAAAUCGAUCGCAGCACACUCAUAUUUCAAAAAUGUCGAACAAGAAUUUAUACUUAUGCCCGGCUCGUACUUUCAAGUGAUCGGUCAAUUAACCCCAGGUGGUGGACUUCAUAUUAUCGAAUUAAAAGAAAUUACACCACCGAUGACACUCGUCAAACCACCAUUCAGCCAAUCGGAUCAACAAGAGACUACAUCAGUUGUAUCAAAACCAAAUGCAUCAGCUUCAUCAAUAGCAUCGGAACCAACAUCAGCAGCAACAUUAGCAUCAUCAGCCAGCACGUCUUCAGAGAACUCAUUGAAAAGUAAGAUCAGUUUGACAUUUUCUUGA